UCAACUUGUCGGGCUGGCGGCGAGUCCUACUCCGGUCGCGCGACGUCCACACACGACCGCUCGACACGAUAUCGCAGAGCGUCCGACACGGCGACACACAGUCGUCUAGUCCGUGCGGCGUCAUCACGUAGCCCCGUCGUCGUCGUCACUCGUCAGCAGCAACCGAUCCGCCGCGCGCCGUCGGCUGCCACGUUUCGACUGGGUAACGCGCGCGCACACGCGGUCGGUCGGGCGCGGAUCCGUCUCGUUGUUCGGUCGUCCGCUGUACCCGCAGCACGUUGUGUGAUACGUGUCGGUUUCUGCACGCCAACGUUGCUCGGCGGACGGGCCUGCUCGUGUCUCCCGAAGAACACACCUCCCGGCCACCAACGUAAACACAUCGGCAAGCCAACAUGACCGGUUCAAAAAUGUUAGCUUUAAUUUUAGUUGUGUUGGCAUUCAGCACAGGAUCAAUUCAAGCAUGGGAUUCUGAUCAAAUGGAGGUUUUUGAUCUGGUUGAAGAAAUGAAUAAUAUAAAUUUUUAUCAAUUUUUAGAAGUACCUGAAGAUGCUAACUCAUCAGCAAUACGACAUGCAUUUAGAAGGAUGUCAUUGAUAUUACAUCCCGAUAAAAACGACUCUCCAGAUGCAGAAGCCAGAUUCAGAGAAUUAGCAUCAAUUCAUGAUGUUUUACGGGACCCUGUAAAGCGUGGUCAUUAUGACAAAGUUUUAAGUGAAGGGUUACCGGAUUGGCAUCAUGCUGUUUAUUAUUAUAGAAGAGUUAGAAGAAUGGGUUUCCUUGAAAUGAUUGUUAUUCUCUUUUCUAUUAUAAGUGUUGGACAAUAUCUUGUGGCUUGGGGAUCAUAUAUUGAAAAUAAAUUCACUGUGGAAGAGUUAUUAAGUUCAAAAAUUAAAAAAAUUCGAAAACAAAAGAAAUAUCGAGGCGAUUCAACAUUACCGCCGGAAUUUGAUGUUAACAUACCAAAACCUAGUUUAAAAAAUACACUUCCAUGUCAAUUACCUUAUUGGUUAUGGAUAUUUAUCUUAAAAUCACCUUCACUUACAACCUCAGCCAUAUCAUUUUUGGUCACAAAAUUCAAAGAAAGAAAAAACAACCAAAAAAAAGUGGAUUUUGAAAAACCAGAACCAGUUAUACGUGAAAGAAUAAGACGUCGUAAAACGCCGUAUAAGAUACCUGAAAUUAAUGAUUAUAAAAAUACUAAUGGAGAUAUGAAUGGAAAAGUUAAUACUGAAAAAAAUGAUACUCCAGCAGUUGCUGGUGGUCUAUGGACUGACGAAGAUUUAUACGAAUUGUCACAGAUGGUAAAUAAGUUUCCCCCGGGUACAUCAGAUAGGUGGCAAAAGGUCGGCAAGGCAAUGCAACGUCCUGUUCCUGAAGUGGCAUAUAUGGCUAAUAAAAUGAAACAAAAUGGGUAUAAGGUGCCAACUCCUGGAGAAACAAUCGAGCCAGUUAUCACUGAAGAACCGAAGAAAGUAAAAACAAGAGCAACAGAAAACGCUGAGUCAAGUGACAAUUCAUGGACACAAAUUCAACAGAAAACAUUGGAAAAUGCUCUUAUUAAGUUUCCUAAAGGGUCUACUGAAAACCGCUGGGAAAAGAUAUCUAAAUGUGUACCAAAUAAAACUAAAGAAGAAUGUAUGGCGAGAUAUAAAGAAUUAAGUCAACAAGUGAAAAAGAAAAAAGAUUCAAUUGAUGAUGGUGUAGAAAAUGUUGAAAAUGAUACUAAUGAAUCGUGAAUUAUAUGAAUAAUGAAUUUCUAUAUACCUUGCUUUUAUGUCCCCUGUUUCUUCUUAAGUCUGAUUUGGUUGUGAUUAUUUAAGCUCAUAUUAUAAUUGACAUAACAUCAGUGUGUUAAUAGCCAAUUGAAAUGUAAAUCCAUGUACUAAAUUAAUAUUAACCCUAAACGCUUUAAAUGACUAUUGUCAAUCUUACAAAAAAACUAUUGAUCCCAAUUAAGAUAUAAUUUAUUGCCCUAUUAUGUUUUAACUAUUUUAUUCAUUAAAUAAAUUGUAUGUUAUACCUUUUUAAAAUUAA
Molecule: messenger RNA, 2034 nt
Organism: Rhopalosiphum padi (bird cherry-oat aphid)
Lineage: Eukaryota; Metazoa; Arthropoda; Insecta; Hemiptera; Aphididae
Product: dnaJ homolog subfamily C member 1
Exons: 7
Coding region: 393-1736 (447 amino acids)
Cellular component (GO): endomembrane system
Source: RefSeq, a predicted model, not a curated record